AUGAAAUUGGCCGUCUUCAGCGCCAAAGCUUACGACCGCACGUAUCUGGAUGAGGUCUGCAGCCAGCGCUUCACCCAAUUGUGCCACAUCGAGUACCACGCGUUCGCCCUCUCGGAGGAGACCGUACCCUUAGCCAAAGGCGCCGAUGCCGUCUGUGUCUUUGUCAACGAUACCCUGGAUGCCCGUGUACUGCGCGCGCUGCAUGCCGACGGGGUGCGCGCCAUCCUCCUCCGCUGCGCCGGGUUCAACCAUGUUGAUUUGAGCGCCGCCGAAGAGCUAGGCCUCUUCGUCGCCAACGUCCCUGCCUACUCCCCAGAGGCCGUGGCCGAGUUUGCCGUCGCCCUGAUCCAGACCCUCAACCGCAAGACUCAUCGCGCCUACAACCGUGUGCGCGAAGGGAACUUCAACAUCGAAGGUCUUCUCGGCACGACGCUGCAUGGGCAGACCGUGGGCAUUGUCGGGGUGGGCCGCAUCGGCCUGGCCGCCGCGCGGAUCUUCCACGGCUUCGGCUGUCGCCUACUGGCUCAUGAUCCCUUCGCUGGCGACGAGUUUCGCCAAUAUGGCACCCUGGUAGACCUGGAGACCUUACUGCGGGAGAGCCACAUCGUCAGCCUACACUGCCCGUUGACGGAGGGCACCCGGCACCUCAUUAAUGAAGAGACCCUGGCCCAGAUAAACCCUGGCGCCAUGUUGGUGAACACCUCCCGCGGAGGACUGAUCGAUAGCGCCGCCGUGAUACAAGCCCUUAAAACCCGUCAAUUGGGCGGACUGGCGUUGGAUGUCUACGAAGCCGAAGGGGAGCUGUUCUAUAACGAUCAUUCUGGGGACAUCAUCGACGACGACAUUCUGAUGCGUCUAAUGACCUUCCCGAACGUCCUGAUUUGUGGCCACCAGGGCUUUUUCACCCGGGAGGCCCUCACCGAGAUUGCCGGCGUCACGUUGAGCAACCUCAGUGCCUUUGUCGACGGGCGCUCGUGCUCCAACUCUCUGGUCACCGAGGGACAUAUCCUGGUUCGCGCAGACACAGCACCGGUACGGUUAUAA
Molecule: messenger RNA, 1044 nt
Organism: Penicillium macrosclerotiorum
Lineage: Eukaryota; Fungi; Ascomycota; Eurotiomycetes; Eurotiales; Aspergillaceae
Product: 2-hydroxyacid dehydrogenase
Exons: 1
Coding region: 1-1044 (347 amino acids)
Molecular function (GO): D-lactate dehydrogenase (NAD+) activity; NAD binding
Source: RefSeq, a predicted model, not a curated record